Dioszegia hungarica is the source of this 1497-nucleotide messenger RNA. RefSeq lists its product as uncharacterized. NCBI's taxonomy places the organism in Eukaryota, Fungi, Basidiomycota, Tremellomycetes, Tremellales, Bulleribasidiaceae. The record is from RefSeq and is a predicted model, not a curated record. The transcript is spliced from 6 exons. The coding region runs from base 1 to 1497 and encodes 498 amino acids. Gene Ontology annotation, molecular function: calcium ion binding.
AUGGCAGGCUACCUAGGCCGCCCCUCAGCCGGCGACUCACCUUUUGCUAUAGGUCAAAAAGCCUACUUUGACACCUCAAACCCCCAAGCGCCGUCUCAGCGGAACCCGACGCCGAGGGGCCAGGCGCAGGGGAUUCCUCAGCCGUACGGCGGUGCAGGGGGCGGAGGAGGCGAUGUGAGUGGGGAGGCGAGGAGAAGGUAUGAGGAGAGGUAUAAGAAGAAGAAGGAGGAAGAGGCGGCGGCUGCGGCGGCGGCGGCGGGAGGAGGGGGUGGCGGGCAGGGACAAGGACAAGGGCAUGGGCCCCCUCCCCCGAUGCAACAUCAACAGAGCUACGCUCCCGCUCCGCCCGGCGCAUACCCCUCUUCCCCUCAACCUCCACCUCAACAGUUCUCUCAGCCUCCCCCGCCGCAAUGGUCCGGCUUCUCUGCGCCUCCUCCGCCGCAGCAUCAUCAACAGCAGCAGCAUGGUCAAGGGCAGUACGCCUCGCCUCAAUCCCAACAUGGCUCUCUUGCGCCUCACCACAACCCCUCCCGCUCCUCCUUUGAUCAAUCGCGCACCUCCCCCCAGCCCAACCGGUCCAGCUUUGACCAGUCCCGUCCUAACCCGAACCCGAACCAGGGGUAUGCCCCGCCUCUUCCAAAUCAAGCUGGAAGAUCGCAGAGCCCAUACGAUCGCCCCAGCUCGUCUCUCCACUCGCCGCCCAUCCAGCAGGGACCAGGGCAGGGGCAGCAGCGAUGGUCUCAGCAUUCAGGGAACAGCGGGCCCCCAACUGGCGGUGGGCAGGGAGGACAGGGAGGGGGCCCGCAGUGGAGCCAAAAAGCGGCGCCUCCGCCUCCGCAGGACUUUGGGAGACGGCCGGCGUCGGCGCAGAGUCAUCAGAUGCAGCAGGGUGGAGGGAGCAGUCAGGGGCAUGGAGGACAGCAACAGCAGCAGCAGCAGCAGCCGAUGGGUCUGGGAGGGGACGACGAGUUGAGGAUGAUGUUUGAACAAUUCGACUCAUCCCGGACUGGCCAGCUCAACUCAUACGACCUGCAGCGCCUCCUCGCCAAGGACAGUCUGAUGGAGGAUCCGCGAGAAGACGCAGUCAAGAUGUUGAUGAAUAUCUUUGAUACGGACCGGAGUGGGAGUAUCAACCAUAUGGAGUUUGAGGGGCUGUAUCGGUAUAUCCAAGACUGGCACGGCAUCUUCCAGCGUUUCGACAAGGACGCAUCCGGCCUCAUCGACCGUAAAGAGCUACACCAAGCCCUGCUGGGUUUCGGAUUUUCGUUACCGACCGAAAUGGUCCGUAAGCUCGAAAAACGAUUCGCGCCGCCUCCGAAAUUGCUUCCAGGGGGCCAGGUGGAGAUGCGGAAAGGGAUCAGUUUUGAUCGGUUCUUGAUGGCUUGUGUGACUGUGAAGCAUUAUACGGAGGGGUUUAGACGGUUGGACCCGAAUAACCAGGGCAAGAUCACGGUCGACUACAACUCCUUUAUGGAUAUGGUGCUUGAUGCGCCUUGA